CUGCUGCAACUAGUGAAAACCUCACCAAAGAAAAUUGGGACCUUAUAACAAAAUUAUGCGAAAAGACUGAAAAAAGUGGGGAGCAAGGUGCUCGCGAUUGUGUAGCUGCUAUUCAAAAACGGCUACAACACAGGAAUCCUAACGUUCAAGGCUUUGCCUUGACGCUCUCGAAUUCUCUUGUCAAAAUGUGUGGUACAGCUGUGCAUAAAGAAAUAUCUUCUCGUAUGUUUACACAAACCUUGACUCGUAUAUUGCAAGAUAAGAGUACGCACGAAACCGUAAAAAAUCGAGUGCUUGAUUUGAUUCAAGAAUGGAGCAAUGAAUUUCGUUCCAAUGAUACUAUGGGUCUUAUGGAAGAAACUAUGAAUAAUUUACGAACACAAGGUUUUCAUUUCCCUUCCCCAGAAAAACCUAAAAAAGAAUUAAGCGAAUAUGAACUUGAGAAACAGAAAAAGGAAGAGGAAGAACAGCUUCAAUUGGCUAUGGCACUUUCUCUUUCCUCUGCAGAAAAAAGUGGACAACGAAAGGUUUCUUCCACAACACCCGUAACUUCAACCACAUCGCAACCUCCAUCGCAGCCUCCAUCGCAGCCUGUAUCACAUAGUCAGCAUUUAUCUCCUAGCGUCUCUAAGGUUAAAGCAUUAUAUGAUUUUGAUCCUACAGAAUCUGGAGAACUUGGUUUCUCCCGUGGUGACGUUAUCACCGUAUUAGAUAGUGUGUAUAAAGAUUGGUGGCGUGGUGAGUUACGUGGUAAGACGGGUAUAUUUCCUGUCAAUUAUGUAGAAAAGCUUCCGGAACCAACUGCCGCAGAUAUUGCAAAAGAAGCGGAAAUUGAAGCUGCUAUUUUUGCUGAAGGUCGAAACAUUGACCAAUUGUUAGAAUUGUUGGCAGGGCUUGAUGUUACCAGAGAUAGCGUCACAGAUAAUGAUCACAUUCAGAAUUUGUAUAACAACACUUUACCGGCCACUACAACUUACGAUAGACUUAUGGCCGAAUCUUUAAAAAAAUACGAGGCAUAUAUAAAUCCAACCCCACAACCUCAAUUUAAUUAUCCACCCGCAACUACUGGUUAUAAUGUUCCGCCUGCGCAAAAUUUUCAACAAAAUUCUGGUGGAUAUGCUGACUCGGCAGCAGCGCAUGAAGUUGUAGCAAAACUUAACGCUUAUCAACAAGCAAAUCAGCAACAAUAUCCUUCCACCCAACCUCAACAAGAUAAUGUAAAUCAACAACCACCUAAUAAUUAUCAAACACAGUAUCCAUCUCAAGAUUUUGCGGCUUCAGAAAAUCAACCGAUUUCAAAUUACGUCACCCCAGAUAAUAAAUUAAACGCUGGCUCCACACCUAAUUAUUUACCUCAACAAUCUCAACAACAUCAAUCAUAUCCCACCCAAAACACUCAGGAACAACCCAAUCAAUCGAGUUAUCAUCAAACUUCCCAUCAAUAUUUACCACAAGCAGAUGGAUCUGCUGGUUAUCAAGCACAAUCUUCAGCUUCCCCCGCACCUGAAAUUGUAGCUACUACAGGAGGACAAUCAUCUGCUAAUUAUAAUACUUAUAAUUCUCCCCCUCCAAAUUCUAAUAGUAGUGUUAGUUCGUAUUCAUUUAAUGAUGCUUCAUAUACUCCUACUACAGUUCAGCAAACAUCAUCAGCUCCCCCAUCAACGCAAAAGCAACAAGCUUUUUCAUUAGCACAGAUAUCACAACAUAUUCAGAAUUUGCCAGAACAACAGACACAAUCAGCUUAUCCACCAAAUACACCACAGCAACAACAAUAUCCUCAACAAAAUUCAUACUAUAAUGCAUCUCAAAGUGCAUCAGCUCCUUAUGGUACUCCUGUUGCCCAACCUGAAUUCGUUUAA
Molecule: messenger RNA, 1859 nt
Organism: Funneliformis mosseae
Lineage: Eukaryota; Fungi; Glomeromycota; Glomeromycetes; Glomerales; Glomeraceae
Source: the annotation of a GenBank genome assembly